Messenger RNA from Colletotrichum truncatum, 2448 nucleotides. Lineage: Eukaryota; Fungi; Ascomycota; Sordariomycetes; Glomerellales; Glomerellaceae. The record is from RefSeq and is a predicted model, not a curated record.
AUGUCCACUAGAAACAACCGUGCAGCCUGGCUUACCACCCCCAAGGCUCAUCCUUUUAAAGUUGACAAUGCCCCGUUUCCUUCAGCUGGACCCGGCGAGGUGGUUAUCAAGAACGUCGCUACUGCUCUGCGGAAUGGAAAAUUCAGUACUGUUGCACCACAACAUGAGCUUACUGAUGCUAAAGCAAUUAGGGACCUCGGUAUUAUCGUUCAAAAUUACCCUACUAUUCUGGGAGCGGAUGCAGCUGGCUACAUCGAGGAAGUCGGCGAGGGAGUGACCCAUCUCACGAAAGGACAACGGGUUAUAGGAUACUGCACUGGCCUCGGGCUACAAAACCAUGAAUUCGGUACCUUCCAGCUCUACAGUAAAGCAACGGCGAACCUGGUAUCCCCAAUCCCUAAUGACAUGAGCUUCGAGAAGGCUUCGGUGUUACCCCUCGGCAUCGCUACGGCCUCUGUCGGCCUGUACAAGAGCAAGUACCUCGGCCUGCCUCUGCCAAGGCUGAAGCCGGUACCAACGGGGAAGACGUUGCUUGUGUGGGGCGGCGCGUCCUCUGUUGGCGGUACUGCUAUACAACUCGCAGCUGCGUCGGGGCUGAGGGUUGUCACGACGGCGUCAAAAAGUAAUUUCGGCGGGGUGAAAGCCCUGGGCGCGGAUGUUGUUCUCGACUACCAUUCGGAGAGCCUAGUUCACGAUGCGAUUACUGCGCUGUCGGGGGUGGAGGUUGUGGGAGUCUACGAUGCCAUCUCAUCUUCCCAGUCCUUGAAACCCAUCGGCGCGAUAUUGGAUAAGAUUGGACCGCGAAAGGUCAUAACUGUGCUACCGAACGAGGGUGACUUUGGCAAAAAUGUUUUGUUGUCUUUUGAGACGGCAUUUCAGAUUACCGAGAACCCCGAAGAAGUCGGCAACCCCAUCUGGCGGGAUUUUGUUCCUGGCGCUUUGGAGAGCGGGCUUCUGCAGCCGAAGCCGGACCCCGAAGUUGUCGGACAGGGGUUGGAGUCGAUACAGUCGGGACUGGAGAGGCUUAAGAAUGGGGUAUCGGCGAAGAAGUUGGUCAUCCAGUUUGAGCAAACCAUGCAGCUUAUCGACAACUCCAGUUCUAGACCCCCUCCGAGGUUGCCGGCAGCACUGCGGCUGGCAUCCAAUGGCACUGAGUACCACUACAUGACUGCCUGCUCCUCAAAAGGCGCCAACGCCCACCUGAUCGACCAACACUAUCUCGACUUCUUCCCCACGCUGUUGGUUCCCCUGCGUUCCAAUCUCUCCUCUACACGCACCCACUAUACCUCUGCGACCGACCUCUGCGAGCCUCUCCGCGAUAGCGAAACGAAGACUACCCCCGCCACUAUGGCCAUCGACGUACACAAGAAGACAGAUGAGGCGGUCCCUGGGCCCAUCUUCAUCACGCAGCUUCUCGGCGCAUGGCUGUACUGGGUCAACCGCGAGCUGUACUACGCUUACAUGGCGUUGACGAAGCAGUCCUUCGCCCUCACCACAACAGCUAUGACGCACAUAUGGGGGCCCACCACGAUACGCAUAAGCGGCGACGCCUCCGUCGCAGGCCAGAUCAGACAAACCCCUGCCGGCACGGUCGAGUUCGAUUUCCCUGAGCGUCUGGUCCUCAUUGCGAACCACCAGAUCUAUACCGACUGGUUGUACCUCUGGUGGGUGGCCUACGCCAACGAGCCAGGCAUGCACGGGCAUAUCUACAUCAUCCUGAAGGAGUCCCUCAAGUACAUCCCCCUGGUCGGGUGGGGUAUGAUGUUCUACGGCUUCAUCUUCAUGUCGCGCAAGAUGUCGACGGACCAACCGCGAUUGGCGCACCGUCUGAACAAGCUCAAGAAGGAGCACACCGGGCUCGACGGCAGGAAGCACCGCGACCCCAUGUGGCUGCUGCUUUUCCCCGAAGGUACGAAUCUAUCCGGCAACGGGCGCAGAAAGUCAGCCGCCUGGGCCGAAAAGUCCGGCAUCAAGGACCCCGAGCACCUCCUCCUCCCGCGGAGCACCGGCAUGUACUUCUGUUUGAAGGAGUUGCAGGGCACACUUGAUUAUGUCUACGACUGCACCGUCGCAUACGAAGGAGUUCCUCGCGGAAAAUACGGUGAGCAGUACUUUACUCUCUCCAGCACAUAUUUCCAGGGUCGCCCGCCAAAGUCGGUCAACUUCCACUGGCGCCGCUUCCGCGUCGCCGACAUGCCCCUGCACGACCAGAAGGAAUUCGACGCCUGGGUGCGCGAGAGGUGGUACGAGAAGGAUGCCCUCAUGGAGGAGUACGUUGCCACCGGCCGCUUCCCGCCGAGCGAGGACAACAAGAAGGGGUACAUUGAGACCGAGGUGCGGCUGAAGCACUGGUGGGAGCUGGCGCAGGUUUUUGUCGUCGUCGGGGCAGCCGGACUCAUUUUCCGCAUGGUUGUCAACACGUUGCAGCGAUGGGCUUCGAUUUUCUAA